Molecule: messenger RNA, 2779 nt
Organism: Amphiprion ocellaris (clown anemonefish)
Lineage: Eukaryota; Metazoa; Chordata; Actinopteri; Pomacentridae
Product: F-box only protein 40-like
Exons: 9
Coding region: 159-2324 (721 amino acids)
Cellular component (GO): cytoplasm
Molecular function (GO): zinc ion binding; ubiquitin protein ligase activity; protein binding
Source: RefSeq, a predicted model, not a curated record
AGAGGGGGGAGUUAUUUCUCCUCCUCAAUGUGUUUCGUUCUGUCUUGUCUAAUUAUAACCUUCCAGUUCAAACAGCACAGGGAGCAAAAGCAACGUUAUAAAACCAGAGACACGUCUGAGGUGGGUUACAAACCCAGACGGUCCAAAGUCCUGUGGAUAUGAGUCAUCGUUCUCGGGCCUCCAGGGCGCGGCAUCAUGUCCACUGUGAUUCCUGCUACAGUCGGCGCUGCAGGACUCGGGUGGAGGUCUCUGUUAGCUGUGCCGUCAUCCCCUGCCGUCUGCUCUGUGGUGCCGUCUUCCACCUGUGCAAAGAGGAGGAUCACCUGCUGCUCUGCCCUAAUGUGAGGGUGCCCUGCCUCAACGCCGAGUUCGGCUGCCCGGUCCAGCUGCCCCGAUCCUCUCGGGCCGCUCACCUCCAGGUGUGUCCGGCCAGCGUGGUGAGCUGCUCCAUGGAGUGGCUUCGCUGGCUGACCGAUGACACGAACCCACACAGCUUCAAAGCCCUGCAGGAUAAUGUGCUGAAGGAAAGAGAGGCUCGGGGGGAGCCUCUGGAUCUCGCCAUGGCUCUGGUGGAUCAGUCAGAUCUGUACAGCCGCCUGAAAAUGAAGCCCCUCUACCCGGAGCUGACGGAGGCAGAGGAGGAGGAAGGAAAGGAUGACAAGAAAGAGGAGAUGGCAGUCGGAGGGUUUGUCAAUUGUGUCAAAGAAGUCAGUGAAGAUCUCCCUGUUAACAGCUUGUGUGAGAACAAUGCUGAAGAAAAGGCCUCACAGAACCCUGCAGGACCAGGAUCAGGCCUAAGCAAAGAGAACUACAACAUGUGUGAGCUGAUGUUCAGCAUGGAGAAACGCGCCUGUGCUGUCGCUGAGGCAAACUUAAACAAUCCCAAACAAAACACAAAACCCGGAGAGAAGGCGAAGACUGCUGGAGAUCCAAAGGAGGCUCAGAAGCAGGACAAAACAUGUGCAGAAAACAAAGUCACAGAGGGAGAGGCUGCGACCCAGAACUUCCCUCCACCAGACACUAGUAAGACCGGACACGCCCCGUGGCAGGACGGGGUGCUGGAGCGUCUGAGGGACGAGCUCACCCCACACGAGUACAACAUGUACGUGGUGCAUCAUGGGCGCAUGCUGGUCGCCUUUGGGCAAAUGGAGGCUUGUACGCCGAAGGAGAAGGACUUCGUCUACGGCAGCCUGGAGCCAAUCCCAGUCCAGACGCUGCACUCUUUCAAGGUCCCUGUGAGCUAUCACUACAGGCGGCGGGUUCAUCUGUACGAUACGGCUUCAAGAGCUCAAAGUGAAACUCGUAGUGUGGACACAUCAGACCUCAAAGCAAAUGAAGAAAAUGUGUUUGCUGAUGAAGCAGCAACCACCCUGCUGGGCUACGCUGAGCAGGAGGUCAUGGGUCACAAGAUCAGCGAGUCAAAGGCAGCAGACGGGCUCUAUGUGGACAUUGGAACGCAGACACAUUCAUUCCGCUCGGCUCCAUUUAAAGAGAAGACGACUCUGUCGGACGUGAUGGUUGACAGACCGCUGGAGCUCAAUCUGCAGCUGCAGGCAGAGAGUGUGAACAGCAGACACAACAGAGCCAGCAGUGUCUUCACCUUCAUCUGUGGUCACACCUUCCACCGCAGAGAGUUCGCCACACAUUUCAGGAAUGUGCACAGUGACAUUCAGACGUGUCUGAGUGGAUGGUUCGAGCAGAGAUGCCCUUUAGCGUAUCUGGGAUGCACCUACAGCCAGAGGAGGUUUCAUCCAUCCACACAUAAAGCUACUGUCACCUACAAUAAGCAACUGAGGAGUUUCAACCUGCGUCCAACCCUUCCAGUCUCACAAGGUGACGACUGUCCCAGCAGCACAGUGGACUCCUCCACUGCUCAGAGGGAGACAGAAGGUCCAGCUGGAGGUGGUGAGGACUCUCUGAGCUCGCUGCCCUACGAGGUGCUCUGCCACAUGGCCAGCUUCCUGGACAGUCAGUCCCUGUCGCAGCUCGCUCUGGUGUCCCAGCUCAUGAGACAGGUGUGUUCAUCGCUGCUGCAGGACAGAGGGAUGGUCACCCUACGCUGGGAGAAGAAGACCUACUCACAUGGAGGAGCCAAGUGGAGGGCCAAGCCAGUUUGGGAGUUCAGUCAUCUCUUCUCCUCAGUGGAUUCAUGGCAUAUGGCCGACAUCCCUCCUAUAUCUGCUCAUCUAAAAGUCUGUCCUUACUAUGAGACCUCCGUGCAAAAUGAGCGGGUUCCCCUCCUGAGCAUGACUGAAAACCAGGGGGACAGCCAGGAGAGGUCGAGUCUUGUCAAGCACUUUACAGAAAACAGAUUUAAACAAUGAACUGUCCAAGUGUCCAACUUAAUGUCAGUAACUUAUGGCCAGAUUACACCGCUCAAAUACAAGAACUAUGCCUCAUAUCAUAAAGCACUUUAUAAAUAUAAAUAAAACCCAUAUGAACUUUAUGGUGAUCUGUAUGUACAGAUUUAUUUACUGCAACAUUUUUGAUAUGAAAAAUGUUUAGUAGGACUUAUGUAUGUGCAUAUCCUGUAUAUGAUUCUGGAGCAUGUAAACUGCCAGGGAGGCAUCGUUUCAGUUGCUGCUGGAAAACUCUUUCUAGUAAGGAGAAGAGCAGCAAAAUGUUUGGAAGCCAUCAGUUUCAUGGUGUUUGUGUGGAACCUUCAACCAUCCAGGUUUAUGAUAGACUUUUAGCAGAUGCUGUUCAUAUUGUGUAAGACUUGGGUCAAUUCUGUGGAAUUUUCACUAAUAAAGACUUAUUGUUCGUCUUAAACAAUAAA